GUGGAAAAUUUCAAUAAAUAGACAUGAUGUUUUCACUACAUACACACACCAUCCGAGCUUAACAAAACUUCACCCUUUUCAUAUCUCUAGCAUUACAUAUUUCCUAAAUUCCCCUCGUUGCAAUGAACAAUUUGUGGGAUCAAAUUCGACGGUCUCACAAUCUAGGGUACUAUCUCGCCGACGGUAUUUAUCCUCGAUGGGCGACUUUCUUGAAAACUGUUCGAAAUCCUACACGCCCCAAGGAAAUCGAGUUUGCAAAGGCUCAAGAGGGGUAUAGGAAGGAUGUAGAAAGAUGUUUUGGUAUAUUACAGUCACGGUUUGGUAUUGUUCGAGGAGCUGCUCGUGGGUGGCAUAAAGAGGACCUUCGAUACAUUAUGUUGACGUGUAUUAUAUUACACAACAUGAGUGUCGAAAAUCAACGACCUGAAGAUAGCGAUGAUGAGUUGGAGUCCGAUGAUGAGGAGGAUAAUAAUAUGAGGCCCAGGAUUGCUGAGGUAUGGGAGGGACCAACCGGUAGAGACUUUGAUCCUGUUGGUAGAGAUGCUCAUCAUAUGAACGGAUUCAUGGACCGCUACCAACAAAUUAGAUCUGAGCACAGUCACUCCAACCUUCAGGAAGACCUCAUUCAACACUUUUGGGAAUUUCAAGGCAAUAGGCGUAUCUAGAUCUGCUAUUUGUGUGUGUUUUCUAUUAGUUUUUAUGUUUUUAAUUAUGUUUGUGUGGUUUCUACUUUAGUUUUAAUGUUUUUAAUUAUGUUUG
Rosa chinensis is the source of this 759-nucleotide messenger RNA. RefSeq lists its product as uncharacterized. The record is from RefSeq and is a predicted model, not a curated record. The transcript has 2 exons. NCBI's taxonomy places the organism in Eukaryota, Viridiplantae, Streptophyta, Magnoliopsida, Rosales, Rosaceae. The coding region runs from base 123 to 665 and encodes 180 amino acids.